This is a messenger RNA of Suillus fuscotomentosus, 1055 nucleotides long. RefSeq lists its product as uncharacterized. The transcript has 2 exons. Bases 80 to 970 code for a protein of 296 amino acids. The record is from RefSeq and is a predicted model, not a curated record. Lineage: Eukaryota; Fungi; Basidiomycota; Agaricomycetes; Boletales; Suillaceae.
CAACAUUCCUAUUAAUACUUCGGGUCCCCUCAGCAAAGUCAGGACAGCCUCUGUUAUUCUCGCUCGCCCAUCUCGUGAAAUGCCUAGCACGCUAAUGCUUGUUAGCACCACCUCGAACUGCUCGUCACUCUCCCGAUUCAACCAUAAGGAGGAAACUGAACCAGGUAGCAUGCCUCAUUCAGCACGAUCCGUAGACGAGGACGAUGACCUCACAAUCCGUCCUAGACGCAAACCGCCGCCAAAAAUUCCCAAACAACAUGUCAUUACAAACACGAUCACAUCCUACCUAUCCAAAUCCGACAGUCGCGAAGAGGUGGUCUCGGUCACGAUAAACAGCUCACCGGAGCUGUCUUUCAUCUUACACAAACCCCUCCGAAAUCGACUAUCAUACGAAAACAAUCCAUGCGAAGCUAUGCAAGACUUCAUGGACGCACACGAAUUCUUCACGAUUAUCACGAACCCACAGACGAAGAACUACAAAGACGUACUUCCUUUCCUCAUCACGAGAAGAAGGAAGUUUUUCGAGAAGCGUCUGUGGGCCGUACGAGCUACGUUAAAAGCCAUGAAUGGGGAAUGGAGUACCCUGGGUACCUCCCCUUCGAUUCAUGAGGAGUUUUCGAGUUUUAGCAAUAUCGCAUGCUUGCGGUUUGGUGCACUGCCACCUGUGGACGUGCUCAUUAAGCUGUCUGUCGAGAUCCAGACAUGCGCGCGCGUCAACAUCGAUGUAGUACCAAUGGAGCGGCUGGUACAGAUUUUUGACCGCAUGUUUGAGGAUUGUCAUCUGUUUUUGCGAUCGCGCACGGUUGCGAAGGCGGCACCGAGGUCAGGGGCUGCUGCUGCCAAGUCCGCUAUGGAGAGAUUUCUACCGCUUUCAGGCGGCGUUGAUUAUUUGAUAAAGUUUUGUAGGAAUACUUUUCCUGGUCAAGAGAUUCGUUACCAGUGGACCGAUAGGGGUCGUUUCGAGGAUUAAGCCGGGCUGGCAGUAAUAGGAAGGACAAUACAACGUCUGUAGCAAUAGUACAGGAAGCAAUAGGCACUUUAGAAUACCUUGUAUU